AUGUCAUCUCCACCUCCACCACCUGGUUCGGGACAAUUCCAGAUUCAAACUAAUACAGGUCAAAGAGCUCCAGCAGCUAUAAAUAUAGCCAAUUAUUUAUUUCAAAACUCAAUAUUAAAACAAAGAUCAGGAUUAUUAGAUAAUAAAACUGAUAUUGAAUUCUUUAAAUAUAAAAGAUUUGAAAGAGCCUUGUUGAGUGAUGAUUAUAAAUCAAAACAACAAAACCCUAAAAACGGAUUAAUUCCAAUUGCAAAUGCUCAAGAAGUUCAAAAAAUAUUUGUACUAUUAAUUCAAAAUCAAUUAAUUUUACCAAUUAAUAAAUUACAUUAUUCUGAAGUUAAAGCUAUUAAAGGUUGGAAACCAGUACGUGAUAAACCAACAUUUAAAAGAGCUGAAAAGGCCGUUAUUGAUCCAAAAUCAUAUUUUGGAUGGUUAUAUACAAGACCAAAUCCUUAUAUUUUGUUAUAUUCAAUAUUGGCAAUUGCUGGAGUAUUUACAAUUAUAUUGUUUCCAUUAUGGCCAACAUUUAUGAGAAGAGGAGUUUGGUAUUUAUCAAUGGGUGCAUUAGGUUUAAUUGCUUUGUUUUUUGUAAUUGCAAUCAUUAGAUUAAUCAUUUAUAUAGUAUCAUUAGUUGCAUUUCCCAAACCGUUUUGGUUAUUCCCUAAUUUGUUUGCAGAUUGUGGAGUUAUUGAAAGUUUUAUACCUUUAUAUGGAUGGGAAGAACCAAAAAAGAAAAAAUCAAAAAAGAGUAAGAAAGCUAGUAAACAGAGCACAGAGUCAAGUGGUGAAAAAAUUGAACCUCUUGUGAGUAAAGAUGAUAAAAGUGCAACUGGAGCAGAAACAAAACCUUCAAACGGUGAAACUAAAAGUAGAAAAGUCAUUUUGGAAGAAGUUAAAGAGUAG
This is a messenger RNA of Lodderomyces pseudojiufengensis, 903 nucleotides long. It is a transcript of the gene SEC62, whose product is annotated as Sec63 complex subunit. Gene Ontology annotation, cellular component: endoplasmic reticulum; endoplasmic reticulum membrane. Gene Ontology annotation, biological process: post-translational protein targeting to membrane, translocation. The transcript has a single exon. The coding region runs from base 1 to 903 and encodes 300 amino acids. The record is from RefSeq and is a predicted model, not a curated record. NCBI's taxonomy places the organism in Eukaryota, Fungi, Ascomycota, Pichiomycetes, Serinales, Debaryomycetaceae.